UCCCCGGGGGUGUCCCCAAGCCGCGGUGCCACCGCCACACGUGUCCCGUGCGGUGACCCUGGUGCCGCCUGUCGCUUUCCCCACGGACGGGUGACAGCGGGGGCCGCCCCGAGAGACCCCCCCCCACCCCGGCUUUGGGGGUGACCCCAACAUCGCGCUGUCCCCCCCCAGCUGCUGCCGCGGGAUCCGGCCCCAUGAGCCGCCCUGCGCUCCUCCUGGCCGUGCUGGGGCUGCUGCUUCUGGGGGUCGGGGGGGCUCCGGGGACCGCGGGGACCCCGGCGCUGCUCCCCGAGGACGCGGCGCAGGAGCACGGCUACUACCUGCGGCAGCUCUUCGGUCAGUACGGGCAGAACGGGACGCUGCCCUUCGAGGGGCUGGCGCGGCUGCUGGGCAGCCUGGGGCUGGGCAGGGUGCAGGUGGUCCAGAUCCAGCACGAGGAGCUGGGCCACGGCCACGUCAGCCACCUGGACCUGCUGGAGGUGCAGGAGGACAAGCACCGGCACCGGCACCCGCUGUGGGAGCACGGCGGGGAUGCGGCUCCGAGCACCGGCGGACCCCUCAGCCCCCCGCCUUCCCAGACGCCGAGCUGGCCCGAGCCGGUGCCCGCCGAGCCCCCCGGGGCUGCGGGGGUCCCCCGGCAGUACCAGCCCACCCUCAGCCUGCUGGGGAGGGUGCUGGGCUUGGAGCACUCCAGCGACCACCCGCACCACGAUUGCCUGAACGUGACCCAGCUGCUGGUGAAUUUCGGGCUGGACCCGGUGGCGCAGCUGACACCGGAGCAGUUCACGCUGCUGUGCCCGGCGCUGCUCUACCAGAUCGACAGCCGCGUCUGCAUCCGGCACCGCGAUGAGGUGACGCUGCCUCCCCCGGGGGGGACCCUGUGGCCAGCGCUGGGCUGGGCGCUCCUGGCCGUGCUCUCCGUGAGCCUCCCGUCCGCGCUGGCCGUGCUGCUGCUCCCGCUGCGGGCCCGCGGCUCCUUCCGCUCGCUCCUCGCCUUCCUGGUGGCCCUGGCCGUGGGGACGCUCUGCGGGGACGCCCUGCUGCACCUCUGGCCGCACGCGCAGGGCAAGCACCCGGAGGCUCCGGGGGAACCGAGCCCCGCGGUGCUGCAGGGGCUGGCGGUGCUGGGGGGCAUCUACCUGCUCUUCGUGCUGGAGCUGCUCCUGGGGAUGCUGCGGAGCCGGCGGGAGGCCACGGGACACCCCCAUGGAGAGACCCCCGCACCGUCACCGGCAGGGACCGAGCUGCGGCACCUGACGGCGCCGGAGGCGGAGCUGGAGCUGAGACCCCCCGAGCCCUCCCGGGGACCCCCCCACGGACACUCCCACGGCCCCGCGCUGCCCCCCGGGCCCGGGGCCGCCGACAUCGUGUGGAUGGUGGUGCUGGGGGACGGCGUCCACAACCUGACGGACGGGCUGGCCAUCGGAGCCGCCUUCUCGCACGGCCUCUCCAGCGGGCUCAGCACAGCGCUGGCCGUGCUCUGCCACGAGCUGCCCCACGAGCUCGGUGAUUGUCCGCUCCCCGAGGCGCUGCGGGGCUCCGGCGAGGGCACCUGGAGCCGCUUCGUGCUGCAGAACGCGGGGUUCCUGCUGGGCGCUGGCAUCAUGCUGGGCAUCGCCCUGGCCGAGGGGCACCUCCGCUCCUGGCUGCAGCCCUGA
Onychostruthus taczanowskii (white-rumped snowfinch) is the source of this 1658-nucleotide messenger RNA. It is a transcript of the gene SLC39A5, whose product is annotated as solute carrier family 39 member 5. The transcript is spliced from 9 exons. Gene Ontology annotation, cellular component: membrane. Gene Ontology annotation, biological process: BMP signaling pathway; intracellular zinc ion homeostasis; zinc ion import across plasma membrane. The record is from RefSeq and is a predicted model, not a curated record. Gene Ontology annotation, molecular function: zinc ion transmembrane transporter activity. The coding region runs from base 195 to 1658 and encodes 487 amino acids. NCBI's taxonomy places the organism in Eukaryota, Metazoa, Chordata, Aves, Passeriformes, Passeridae.